UACUUUCACCCCAACUUUCACCCGAAGGUAUGUGAUCAGCCAACUAUACGCUCGGUACAAUGGAGCUCGAAUUGCGGAAGGCAACUUGAAGGAAUUGGAAGAUUGGGAAAUUGGAGCUCAAAAUGUUUUAAUUCGAGAAAUUGAUGAAGUACUAACGGAAAAGGUUCAUCAGUACCACGAUGGGCCUAUCGGACCCAACAGGACAAAUGUACUUGACCAAAUUGGCAAUAUAAUUCUUAAAAAGUUUGGAAAUGGGAAAAAUUAUUUUCUUGAACUACUCAUGGUUGCGACUCAUGAAUCGAAAUCUUGGAACGACCUCGAAAGCUUUUAUUACAUUUUGAAACACUUGAAUUCCUUUGCCCUUUCGGCGAAAGAAAGGCUUAUGAAAGCAUACACUUCGGGCGAUCUAAAGUUUGACGGUAUUGUUCUCGAAUCUCUGAAAGUCGAUUAUCCAGAUCAAGACAUAACUGGGCGAAAGGAAGACACGUUUUACACAAAUUGGAAUCAUAAAAGGUUCUACAUUAAGAAAUGCAACCAAACAGCGACGGUCGGAAAACGAAUGCUUAAUCACGCAAAUUUCGACUACCAACUAAAAAUUGAAUCACUCCUAGACCCCAAAACUAAUGCAACGGUUGACAUAUUCCUAUCUCCAAAGUUUGAUUUUGAUGGAAAGGCAAUCCAUCCCAGUGACUACUACAAGUACAUGUUUCAAAUGGACCACUUUGAAAUAGAAAUAAAAAACGGAGAGAACCAAAUCGUCCGUUCCUCCACAAGCUCCCCCCUCUUCACCCGAGGAGACCAUUCCUUCAUGAAACAGCUUCAAGACGUUAUAGACGCAGAGACAGGUUACACCCACUUAUCCGUCGCCAACAAAAAGCUUAUAAAUUGCGGAUUUCCAUCAAAUCUCAUGAUUCCGAAGGGUGGUGGGGAGCAACAACCUCUCAAAUUUUUACUCUUUGCAAUAAUCACACCAUCAUCCGGCCAUGAAAAUAUUUUCACCCUCUGCAAAGGUGCCAAUCUUAGCAAGAUCUUUCCACAAGACCUUUCCACAUCCACAAAAUCUUUUGGAUUCCCGUUCGACAGGGGAUUUGAAUCCGAAAAUGUUUUGAAGGAUUUAGAAAAUUAUAAAAUUGUUCAAGUCGAUUCCAUCAUGGAAAGUGGGGAGGACGAAUACAGUGAUAGUUUGUGAUCUUCUUGUUACACAAAUAUUUUUACAGCAGAAAAUUUUAAGAAACUUGUGUGCUUUUACAUUUUUUUUUAAACCCGACCGUUGAUCAUGCAAAUCAGUUAAUUUUUUACAAAGUCAACUUAUUAAUCAAAACCACUUCUCUAUUGGACGAGUGAUUUUACAAGCGGAGGAAUUGAACUCACCCGAAGAACAGUUCUUCUGUUGUUUUUGUCAUUACAUAAGUAAGAGCAACCAUAUUACACGAGUUACAUGUUACAUUACAGUACAGGUUACAACAGUCCAUCGUAAAAUAGUGUGAAUAGCCUUUAAAUUAUUAACUGCGAAAUCUUCUCAUCCACACAAACUUGGUAUAAUAAAGGAGCGAACAAGGGUCAUAUUUAAUUUUUCUGUAGCUCAAUUCUCUUUGUGGGCGUUAAGAUUUUACAUUUUAUGUAUUUAAUUUUAAGAAUUUUAUAUGAUAAUCGUGUCACACAAUAAGAAAUAGAACAUGUUACUCACAAAAACUGAAAUUAUAUUACAAAAAUAGUAAAAUUAUAACGUGUUCAAAAUCAGAAUUACAUAAAAAUAAAAUGUG
Molecule: messenger RNA, 1763 nt
Organism: Folsomia candida
Lineage: Eukaryota; Metazoa; Arthropoda; Collembola; Entomobryomorpha; Isotomidae
Product: hexamerin-like
Exons: 6
Coding region: 281-1189 (302 amino acids)
Source: RefSeq, a predicted model, not a curated record